CACAUCAGAGGCGACAGCAAGAAAAAGAGCAAGAGAGACUCAAAACCUGUUGGACUCCUGAGGAAAAACCUGAGGGGGGAAAAGAGGGUGACAUUUUUGGGUAAAAACUUUAGAGCUGGAGUGACUGGUGUUUUUACCUGUUUGAGAAAAAACACUCAACAGAGCGAUAUCUCAGCAUUUACCUCCUGAGUGAACUCUGGUUUUUGAUCCUAAAUCUGUUGCACUGUAGGUUCGUCCAUCUCUGGGAUACAUUCACAAGAGGAAUCAACCUAUACUUCAUCAUCGCAGACGUGUCUUAUUUUGUGUUCCACCGUCCAGAAAGGGAUUUGUACAGAAACCUGGUGAAUCCCUGCUCGUACAACAACACCUGCUGCUCUCCCUCUGAAUCACAAACAGCAGCAGACAAAAAGGAGCGAGAGCGAGGAGGUGGUUUUACUCCCUGUUGAGCAUCCGACCACCUACCAGCCACUAAUUUCUACCACAACCUGCCACAUUAAUAAAGUAUAACCCCAGUGUGAGUGAGCAGGAAGAGCACCUGGAAGGAUUUGGACUUCAUUUUGGACCAGAACAAAGGUCUGAUCAACUGUUAAGACUCUGCUUGGCUUGGACUUUCUGUCUGUGUGAUGAUGGCUCGGCUCCAGCUGUGGGCUAUGGGGCUUAUGGCCACUAUGGCCUUGUUCGUCUCACUUGCCGCUGCCGAAGAUUCGGGCCUUCCUGUGGUGGAAGCAGAGAAACCAGGCCCUGUUGAGAUUGUGAAGAAGGAGACUCAUCCAGUCCUGUUCAGGCAGAAGAGAGAGUGGAUCUGGAACUCUCUCUACGUGGAGGAGGAGAAACCUGCACCCAUCGCCUACAAGAUAGGACAGCUGAAGUCGAGCCAGAGACUGGAGGUGAAGAGUUUUAUAAUAGAAGGCGAAGGAGCAAACGAAAUCUUCACCGUGGAUCACAAAGGAGACCUGUUUGUCACCAGAUCCCUGGACAGAGAGGAGAAGAGCUUGUACCAUUUGACUGCCAGGAUGUAUGAUGGGAACAAGAAGCUGAUUGAGGAUUCUGGAGACUUUGUUGUCCAGGUGACGGACAUCAAUGACAACAGCCCUGUUUUUCCCAUAGUAUAUAAUGGGUCCAUUAUGGAGAGGUCCAUGAUAGGAACUAAAGUAGUUGAGGUGAGGGCGACCGAUGCUGAUGACCCCACCACUGCUAACGGAGAGCUCAGGUACUCUCUGAGCCAAGACCUCUCUGCCUUCGAAAUCGACAGCAUCACAGGUGUGAUCAGCUGCAAGAUAAACAGUCUCGACCGGGAAACCAAGAGUCAGUAUGUGGUGGUGGUUAAAGCUCAGGACAUGAGAGGAAUGGCCUCUGGCAGCACAGCCACCACCUCUGUCAUCAUCACCAUCACCGACACCAACGACAACAUCGCUUCUUUCACCCGAAAGACAUAUGAACUACAGGUUCCAGAGGACCACAAGCUGAAUGAGAAGAUAGGCACUCUGGAGUUGGAGGACAGAGAUCAGAUUCAGAACAAGGAACCCAUCUUCACCAUCCCAAGUGACAUUGGCAAAGUGUUUAACAUUGUGCUCAGCCCUAGCAAGGACGGCAACGUCAUGCUCAACAAGGCUCUGGACUAUGAGACAACGAACAGCUACACUUUCACCGUUCAAGUGCGGGAAAACCUAAGAAACCUGCGUUUUCCUGCUGACAACAUGAACAGCGCUGUCACCACAGCACAGGUAAACAUCAAGGUGCUGGAUGUAGACGAGCCACCGGUCUUCUCCCAGCUCACCUACUCUUUCACUGUGGUGGAGGAAAGUAUUGUGAACAACAUAGGAAAAGUCACAGCCAGAGAUCCCGACAGAGUCAACAAGAACAUAAGGUACUCCAUUUUAGACAAGGACUGUCCCAUCAGCAUCAACCCGUUCACAGGUCAGCUGUCCACCCUGAGGAUGCUGGACAGAGAGCUGGAGGCCACACACGUGUUUCAAGUUAAGGCACAGGAGGAGCCAAAUGGUUUGGAGUCAUUUGUGAAAGUUAAUAUUACAGUGCAGGACAUCAACGACAACAAGCCUGAGCUGGCGGUCGAUGAGAUCUUCCUGUGUGAGAACGACAUCGCUGAUACGGUGAUAGGAACCUUGAGAGCCACAGAUAAAGACGACCAGCCAGCUUCCUUCACUUUCAGCCUGGCCAGUGAGAGCUCCAACUUCUCCAUCAAAGAUUAUGGCAACAGCACAGCCGACAUCAUUGUGAAAAUGGGGCCGUUCAGCCUGGAUGACCCCAAGGAUUACAGCGUGGAUGUGCGCAUCACUGAUGGAGGACGACCCAUCCAGACCAGCAUCACCAAACUGGCAAUCAAGUCGUGUCGGUGUGAUGCCAGGCGGAUUCCUACGCAGUGCAAAGCUGGUGCUCGGAGGAUGGGAGUGAGCGUUCAUGCCCUGAUCGCCAUCCUGCUCUGCAUCCUGACCAUACUGGUCAUAGUGAUCCUGUUUGUGAUGAGGAAACGCUACCAGAAGGAUUCUCUGGCCAGUAUGAAGAACAGCGGGGAGAUCCACGAGCAGCUGGUCACUUACGACGAGGAGGGAGGAGGAGAGAUGGACACUAAUGGCUACGAUGUCUCAAUCCUCUCCUCCGCUUGCCACGAUGGCUCCCUGCUCCGCCGCCCGGACCACCAUCCCCACCCCUCUCUCUACGCCAUGGUCCAGAAACCCUCUCAUCACUCCCAACCCACUGCAUGUAAGGGCGACAUGGCCGUGAUGAUCGAGGUGAAGAAAGAUGAGGCGGAUCACGACAGGGACGGCUUCCCGUACGACACCCUCCACAUCUACGGCUACGAGGGUCCCGAGUCUUUAGCUGGGAGUCUCAGCUCUCUGGAAAGCUCCUCCACCGGUUCGAACUUGGAUUACGACUUCCUCAGCGACUGGGGGCCGAGGUUCAGGACCCUGGCCGAGCUGUACGGCGUGGAUGCACCUGAGUACUACCAUCAAUACUAAUGGAGACCGUCUGCUAAGAAGCAUAUGAUGCCAAAUUACACACACACACAAACACACACACACAUUGAAAACAGCCAUAAAAGAUCCACUCACACAAAGCCAAAAGCGUGAAGUAAACAUACACAUUCACAGACACACACACAGAAGCAGGCUUUGAUGCUGUCCAUUUUGUUUCUGGACAAGAAUCUUUGAUCUAGCAGACAACCGAGUUCUCCAAAGACUUUUCCAGCUUCUGAAAACAGGGGCUGUUGUUUCCAGUGUAACAACUGACGUUUGUUGUCAGUUCAGUGAGUCUAGCUUGUCGAGCCUACCACGUCUGUUCACCACCCGUCAGUAAUAACUGUAGGACACUCGAUCGAGUUGAAUCAAGGAGUUUUUGUUUUCGUAGAUCUCAUUACUUGGUGACGUGGCGCCCUUUGCCUCCUCUUGGAAAGGUUUCUAAAGUAACACCAUGACAUGACGCCACAGGAGAAAGUCAGACCUAACUGCUUCACAGAUUUGAAAGACGAUUGUUGGUGACAGCGUGAGAUUCACACCGUGAGGAUGCAUUUUAUUCCAUCAUAACCCUUUUUUUCUACUUUAGGAGAUCUGGAAGUCCAAUCAGAAGAAAGUCCACUUAAGGCUGUAGCCAAUCAGAGUUUAUCUUGGAUAAUUGAUGGGUUAAUCAGUUCACUGCUGGCCAGCAAUGUUACUCAGUUGUUCAAAUUCAUGUCUCAGUUCCUUCAUGAAGCAUGUAUUGCAGUCAUUACUUUAAAAAGUAUACAUACUCUUAUAUCCUGGCUGAAAUUAAAAGAUCUGGACAUGAGCUCAUUUAAGUACUGUGCAUUGACUAAUAUUGUAAUUUUAAUAUAAAUGGACAUUUUAAAUGACUUCAUUUCUGUCCCACUGGGGAUGCAAAAUGGUGCAUUGCUAUACUCUGUCAUGCACAUCUCUUUGUUGCUGAUGGCCUGGAAGCUUUUUUUUGUUUUUUUUUUAAAUAUUUGACAAAAGGGCCACAACCACAACAAGAACGAGCUGGUUUUAUUUUUGAUGUGGAGUUGGUGAUCUGAUUUGUAAAUAUGAUCACUUGAGGGGUUUAUUAAUUGAGGUGAAAAACACUGAGCGGCCACAAGAGUUUUAACUCAAAGAGGGUUGAAUUGUUUGAUCACAGCGUGGUGCCAGUUCUGUUUGUUUUAUGUAAAAUGCUAAAAAGGACUGUUUUUAAGGAAAGUUAAACUAUGGAAAACUCACACUGUUCAUCCAGGAAGUUAUUUUAUGAUAUUCCCACUUUUCGUUGGAUAUAGUUGCAAAUUUUCUGCACUUCCUGGAAUGCAAUCUUGCAUCAAAACUCCCUGAUAUUUAGCACUGUUGCAGUUUUUUUUCAAGAUACAAACCUUAAAAUUUUCUGAAACGCAGCAUCUGAAAGGAGUGAGGAGUCAUUUUCUAAGUGAGUCAUUUUGCCCAUUUUCCCAGCCAUCUUCUGCUCAGAGGAAAGAAAAGACGGCAGACAGAAAGGAAAUGGCACAACUGCUGCUUGGACAGAGUCACAGUGUGUUCGCAGGGUUUAUUUGACAGAACCCAUCAUCACAGUUAUUGUUGAGAUGAAAGCCCAACUCUCAGAGGCCCACUAGAACAAAAGCCAUUCGGACAACUCAGGAAACACCGAUUGGCACAAGCAGCUAGUUGGGCAGUUGUGAUGGCCCUGAGGUGGCUUGAAUAACUUUAACCUCUCAUCCUUUUUGGCUACUGUCAGGUCAUAAACUCUUUAAAAUGUAGAUUUUUAGCAUGUUUACAGAAAGAUAAAGCCACACUGAGAAUUCAUUUUAAUCAAAGCUGACUGAUCUUUCUUAACUGUGGUUUUGUGGCAUCUGACAACAAACGUCUACAGACUUAGUGAUUUGUUCGUCUUAACAUUAUUAAUGUGAGAGGUCUGUUCAUUUUGUACCAGACUAGAGUUUCUACAGUGUCUUGGAGUCACACUGUUUAUCGUGUUUAGUUUCCAUCUAUAUGGUCAUUUUUUGUCCCAAAAUAUGGAUACACAAUAGCUGUAUUUUUACAUGUGGUCAUGUAUAAACAGGACAGGCCACCCACAGUUAACCAUAAAAAACACACUCCCUGGAGCCAUACACAUUAUUGUCAUUGUUGAUUAAUCUGACGAUUGUUUUCCUGAAUAUUUGAUUAACCAUUUUAUCUACCAUAAUGUCGGAAAAUGUGAAAAGCCCCAGGAUGAUUUCCAAGUUGACAGAGGCCAUAGAGGCUAAGAUGCUGCUUGUUUUGUGUCACCAAUCAGCCAAAUCCAAAGAUGUUUGAUUUACAAUCAUACAAAACAGAAAAGAGCAGCCAUACUCCUUUAACAGCUGGAACCAGCAAAGUGUUUCGUGACACAAAUCAAUUAGCAAAACCGUUGCCUGUCAAAUUUUUGUAGAUUAAUUUCCAAUUAAUCUAGGCUCCAGCCCCCCCGUGACCCUGCAAAGGAUUCAGCGGUGUAUAGAUAAUGGAUGGAUGGAUGGAUGGAACUGAUUAAUCAACCGUUAGAGCUGCAUUAUCGGUUCUCGCUUACGUUUUGUAAUUUAUUUGGGUUGUUAGCGCCCCCUUUUGGUGGUUUGGUGGAUACUGUCAGUUCACUCUUUUUUUUUUUUUCCAAAGCAAUCCGGAAAAAACUGCACCAAUGGAUUGUUUGACCGCUGGCUGUCAGUAGCAUUUAAACAAUAACUGCAGACAUUUUGGCUUAUUGUAUAAAUGAAGAGCGUGGCUUUUGCAGUUAGGAAGUAAUUUCUAAAGUUUCAUGGAGGUAAAAGGUCAGUAAUUGUCAGGAUAAGUUUGCUAAACAGUAAACCGGUGCCCAUUCCUGUUAAAAUAGCUCAGCUGAGAAUGAAAUAUUUAAAUCCAUUGUGUUCCACUCUGCUGAAGAUGCAGCCAUGUGUCUUCAGGACAUCCCCCUGCUUUUUGUUUUCUCCUUCUAGUUUAGAGAAAAUGGUUUAUUUACUCUCCUGUUUAUUCUGUUUUGUUAGGAUUUGAACUUUCUUUAAAACUCUGGCCCGCAUGGAAUCCCAUUCGAUAAACGGUGGAUACAAUAGCUGGAAGCCCUCUCGAUGCUUUCCUGUUGGCUUCAUAUAUAUAUACUUAGAGAAGCCAGUUCCUCCACCUCACUCUCGUUCUCCUCCUUCUCUCCUUGUUUGCCUCACAUUAUCUCUACCACACCGUCUCGCUCUGUCCUCUAAUCAGCUAAACCAAACAGUGGAGUCAACUUCCUGUCCAUCUGGGGCGUUGCGCCCGCCCCUUCCUGUCCGUGUUAUCUCUCCCGUGAGCUAACACAUUGUGCUCGCUUCCUGUUAGCCGGGCCUGGGAAACAAUCUUGGAGAGGAAAAGGGAGCGAGGCAAGUAGAAACUCUGGACGAGGUUGGGGGUUAACAAGAAAGAAAGAUGAAGAGAACAAUGUCGAGCAGUGAUGAGUUUUCCAGCUGAGCAGAAACACUUCAGAACAAAGAUGCGUGUGAUGAAACGCUGAGACACAUCGCACAUGCAAGCGGUGUUAACAUCCUGUUGCUCUGGCACCUUUAUGAAUCAACACUGAACGCAACGCUCAGAAAUCAAUCAGGAUUACCCACAACUGAAUCUUUGAAUUUAUUUUAGAAAAGUCCCCACUUGAAUGGCUCCAAGCGGCAGAAAAAUAAAAUAAUGUGAAGGGCUUUUAGCCUCAAUUAUGCCUCUUAUGUUAUCAUUUUUGGAUUUUAAAAGUUUGCACUGAAGAUUGCAUUUGUCUCAGCUUUUAUUACUGCUGUAGACAUUUCCAAAAUCCAACCACAACUUGUCGAUGAGCCAUGUGUCACCCUCAUUGAACAAACAAUGGCUAACUUUUCUGGCUGCCAUCUUUGUUUGGGUCGGAGAAUGAUGGCCGACCUUGUGAACCGAGUUAAAAUUCUGCUUCAAAAGCUGCUCCAUUAUCUACUUUCCUAACAGCAAUAAGUGUUGCAUGUAGUCGAAAAAUCUGCGACGUCUUGAGGGGUAGGCAACAAUUUUAACCAGCAGUGUUUGUGUUAUUUUUAAGUUCCAAAACUGUGCGUACAAAACUUCCAUAUUACAUUCACACUAAAAGGGUCAUUAAUAGAAUACAACAAUUAUUAAACAGGAGCACAUGUUCAGCGUGUGAUUCCUUUUAAGAAGUGUCAUUUUUGUUUUUAUUUUGUGUGCUGGCACCAUAAUGACAUGUACAUAUUGUUUUGGAGUGAAAACUGAAAUUCGUUCCUUACAAACCCAUAUUUUUGAUUUCAGGUUGACAUUUUUAGUCAUUUCCAGUCAUUUCUAGUGUUAUUCGCUGCUCCACAGUGACACGUCAGCAUCUGCAAAAUCCAUUAAGUCACGCUGAUGCCAUUUUGUCAAGUUGAGUAAUUUGAUAUUCUGAAAAAAAAAAGUGCCAUUUUAAUUUUCUUUUGUUGGCCAUUGAUGUGUGAGAGGCUGCGUGAGAGCAUUUGUCUCCUCUAUCAAACGGUGAAUCACUUUGGAUCCAGACAGUGAAAAUAAAUCUCUCAGGUUGGGAUCCAGGCACAACAAAAGUUGUUCACCUUUAUUUCAAGAAACAAUCAUGUAUCAAUAUACUAACUUCACAAACCAGACCUUUAAGUGAUUUAACAUUCAUUUCAUCUGCCAUAUAACAUUGAGGGGUAACUCUGAGUGAAAUGUACAUAGAAAAAAAAAUGUGCCUAAUAGUUUUUUUUUCUCUGGCCUCACCUUGUUUAUAUUUUGCCUCAGUUACUGUCUUUAGAAGAUGUUAAACUUGACACAAUCUCUUUUUAUUGCUGUAAAAAGUAACAAAAGGUUCAUUUUCUACAAAUGAAAGAGAGCAGUCUUUCAUGCACGAGUGAUGCCCGGGUGAAUAUGUGAUUUUCUGUAUGUGUCGUGUGUGUGUGUGCUUGUGACUGUACCCAUGUACAUACACACAAAUGGGUGUCAACCUAACAAAAAAUAGCAAACGCAUAGAAAUACAUUUUUUUCUUGUGUAAAUACAGGGAGGGUCUUCAAGGGAAGCAACAUGUGCCUUUAUUCUUUAAAAAAAAAUACUGUAAUUCAUUUUUUGAUGGCGAACACAAUGUUUUCUAUAUUGUUUUUAUGGUGUAUAGCAACUACUUUUUAUUACCUGACAUUUUUGUAAGUGUAGAAUAAAAAUAAACUCACAAAUAUG
Messenger RNA from Chelmon rostratus (copperband butterflyfish), 8136 nucleotides. RefSeq names its product cadherin 5 (gene cdh5). The record is from RefSeq and is a predicted model, not a curated record. Lineage: Eukaryota; Metazoa; Chordata; Actinopteri; Chaetodontiformes; Chaetodontidae. Gene Ontology annotation, biological process: cell-cell junction assembly; regulation of establishment of cell polarity; vasculature development. Gene Ontology annotation, cellular component: bicellular tight junction; plasma membrane; catenin complex. The coding region runs from base 624 to 2978 and encodes 784 amino acids. The transcript has 15 exons. Gene Ontology annotation, molecular function: calcium ion binding; cadherin binding.